AUUUAGAUAUAUUGAGUUUUUCAAAUUUUGAUGUUUUGGUUAUAUUUUGUUAGUCUUUCCCUGCUUUGUAUUAUUGCCAGAGUGUAUAUAAGGCUUUACAAAGUUUCUCAAGUUUCCAAGGAAAUAGAUUCAGAAAACUUUGAGGUACAAGGAAGAAAGUUGCAAGGAGAAUACCUGAUAGUCUAUCUUCUUGCAGUUUCUGCAGACUGGCUUCAAGGUCCUUAUGUUUAUGCGUUAUAUGAACAGUAUGGAUUCUCGAAAGCUCAAAUAGGAUUUCUGUUUGUUGCUGGUUUUGGUAGUUCUGGGAUCUUUGGAACCUUUGUUGGUUCUUCUGCAGAUAGAUUCGGUAGAAAGAGGCUUUGCCUUGUGUAUGGGUUACUUUACUCUAUUUCUUGUAUAACCAAACACUUUCCUAUUUUUACUAUUCUUCUUCUUGGGAGAUUAUUGGGAGGCAUUUCGACUUCCAUUUUAUUCUCUUCAUUUGAGUCUUGGUUAAUUAGUGAACAUAACAAGCGAUUACUACCUGGUUGGUUGUUGAAUGAAAUAUUCGCCAAGGCACAAUUUGGAAAUGGUUUGAUGGCAAUCUUAGCUGGACAAGUGGCUAAUAUUUUAGCAUCCAAUUUCGGAAAGGUUGCCCCAUUUGAUGCCAGUAUACUAAUUCUUUUUAUCAUGUCUUUAGUGAUUUACAUGAAAUGGGACGAAAAUUAUGGAGAUAAUCAUAAAGAUAGCAAAGUUGGAUUUCAUUGUGCACUGCAAUCUUUAUUUGCGGAACAACGCAUUUGGCUAUUGGGUGUAUUUCAAAGUUGUUUUGAAAGUGUCAUGUAUAUUUUUGUGUUUAUGUGGACUCCGGCUUUACAGUUGACUAGUAGCACAAAUAUUCCACAUGGUCUCGUAUUUUCUUGUUUUAUGGUUGCAUUGAUGCUUGGCAGUUGUACCUUUACAAUAUUAGAAGGAAAUGUGGAAGUUGUUCAGCUACUAAGAAUAUGCUUUAUUGUUACUGCAAUAGUAUUCUUAGUAACUAUAAGUUCUUCAGUAUUAUGGAUAGUCUUUUUCAGUUUUGUAUUGUUUGAAACUAUUUGUGGAGUUUUCUUUCCAUCAAUGGCUGUAUUACGUGCAAGAACCAUUCCGAAUGAAUAUAGAAGCACUAUUAUGAACUUGUACAGAGUUCCUCUUAACUUUAUUGUGCUUGUUGUUUUAUUAGCAGACUGGAGCGUUUCUACGACAUUUGAAGUUUGUGUAUUUCUUAUGUUCAUUGUCAUCUUCACUCAUCAUUUGUUCACUUGUCAAAGAGAAGUGCUAACCUCUCGAGAAAAGACCAUUUCAGAAGACGCAUAAUAGUAUAAUGAAUGCUAAAAAGAUAAAAAAGAGAUUGUUGAGAAAUCGCAAACUGCAUUUUGUCCU
This is a messenger RNA of Galdieria sulphuraria, 1401 nucleotides long. RefSeq names its product MFS transporter. Gene Ontology annotation, biological process: molybdate ion transport. NCBI's taxonomy places the organism in Eukaryota, Rhodophyta, Bangiophyceae, Galdieriales, Galdieriaceae. The transcript has 7 exons. The record is from RefSeq and is a predicted model, not a curated record. The coding region runs from base 31 to 1335 and encodes 434 amino acids. Gene Ontology annotation, molecular function: molybdate ion transmembrane transporter activity. Gene Ontology annotation, cellular component: membrane.